AUCAUUGAUUGGAGGGUAAACCUUACUUGGUCAUUUCAGUCCUUAGUGGUCUAGUGUUUUUUUCUCUUCUUAACUCGCGGUUGUAACAGCAGUAUGAAUACUCACCCCUGGUAAAAAUGAUCGUAACUACAUAGCUGGCCGAAAGAGCAAAAGUUUUCAUCUUUUUUCUCUCAUGUUGAGGAGGACAACGUUCCAGAGAGAUCUCAAUAACUAAUUCAUAAUUACUCCACUAGGGUAGCAAUUCAUGGAUUCUGUCCUUGGUAAUUUGCCAUCUUAUAACCCUCACAAUUUCAGUCAGAUUCGACCUUCAGAUCCUUCUAGUUCUUCUAAAAUGACAAUAACUACUUACCAUCCUACUCACGACAGGACCCUUCCACCACCUGAUCAAGUGAUAAACACUGAAGCAAAAAAUAUUCUCCUAAGACAUAUUUAUCAGAACGCUCGGGAAAAGGUUAGUUUUGAAAGUUUGUUUUAGCACAGUUGAAACCAAAAAGAGCUGCAGCUGGUAACCUUUUACCAGAACAUGGAUGCAAGCAACCUAGGGUUUCCACCUGACAGUGUUCAUUGACCAACUAGUGCAUGCAGUUCUCAGCUACUUUCUCGAAUGAUAUAUACUCUUAUUUUAUUACCAAGAUUUUGGUGCUUGUUUGAAAUUGUAAACUAUUAUUAGUCCGCUACAUACUUGGAGUGUGUAAAUUUGACAACUCCCCCACCAAUCAAUCAAUAUAUACAACAACUGAAAUUAUCAUGCUUUUAUUGUGUA
Molecule: messenger RNA, 763 nt
Organism: Medicago truncatula (barrel medic)
Lineage: Eukaryota; Viridiplantae; Streptophyta; Magnoliopsida; Fabales; Fabaceae
Product: DET1- and DDB1-associated protein 1
Exons: 5
Coding region: 245-475 (76 amino acids)
Biological process (GO): positive regulation of proteasomal ubiquitin-dependent protein catabolic process
Cellular component (GO): Cul4-RING E3 ubiquitin ligase complex
Source: RefSeq, a predicted model, not a curated record